Molecule: messenger RNA, 7304 nt
Organism: Erpetoichthys calabaricus (reedfish)
Lineage: Eukaryota; Metazoa; Chordata; Cladistia; Polypteriformes; Polypteridae
Product: trichohyalin-like
Exons: 2
Coding region: 134-3904 (1256 amino acids)
Molecular function (GO): GTP binding
Source: RefSeq, a predicted model, not a curated record
GACGUGACGCUGCAUAAACUGUGCAGAGGGAUCCACCUGUGCAGGGCGUGGUGGUAAAAGGCAAAUACUUGGCAGACGGUCGGGCCAUAUAUAAAUUAACUUCACACACAAGGCGUCUUUGUCAUUUAUAGCCAUGGCUGCUGCAGGCAAGAUACAAGAUUUCGGUGCAGAAAUGAGAAGUGACGAAAAUGGCACUGAGAGGACUUUCAGCAAUUUAAGGCAGCCUAUUAAUUUAAGGAUUGUCUUGCUUGGGACAGCACAGGCCGAGAAGAUUCAAGUGGGCAAUUUACUACUUGGCAAGAUGGAAUUUAUACUGGAAUGUAGCACAAAGGGGAGAAUGAACAAGUCAGAGCGAAGAGGUGCUAUACGGGGAGGGAAAGAGAUCACUGUAGUCAACACACCAGAUUUGCUUGACCCCUGCAUAUUCCUUGAAGAACUUAAAAUGGAAAUGGAACAAUGCACUAGGCUGUGCUUCCCUGGACCCCAUGCCUUCUUGAUUGUAUUGAGAGAGGGGGCAUUUGAAGACAGAGAUAGAGAAGCAAUCACACUGAUUGAGGAGAUAUUUGGAAGAAGUGUGUUUGACCAUUCUUUACUGGUCUUUACAAAACACACUCACACAAGCAAGAUGCUUAAAGAGUGUUUGAGAGAAGCAACAAGACACCUCCAACAACUUGUGGACAGAUGUAAGAAGAGAUACCAUCUUCUUAACAUUGAAGAUGUCAACAAUGACAGUCAGGUUAUGGAACUCAUAAGAAACAUUGAGGAAAUGAGAGGAGGAAAUCCAGAAAACUGCUACAGGAGCAGUUGGUUAUCAAGAGGAGCAGAAGGAAUUCAAUUUGAUUUAAAAAUAAUGUUUGAUAAAAUAUUGAGACACAUGCAGGCUGAGUAUAAUUCACAAAUGUUCUUAAAAAUCAAAGAAAUGAAGAGGAAGCAGAAGAUGGAAGAAACGAAAAUGAAACAGACGUUAAACGAAGAAUACAUUGGAAAAGAAUAUUGUAUGAAACAAGAUUAUGAAGAGAAAUAUCUAGAAAAAGAAAAGAAAAUGAAGGAUGAGUUUCAACAGAAAGAAACAGAAAUGAAUGCACACCUUUUGGAAAUGUGGGGAAACAAAUUGAUUAAAACAGAAAUUGAACUUACACAAACUUAUGAACAAAUCAAAGACAAUGUAACAUCAGUGUUAAGAAAACAUAGAAACCAGUCAGAAUUUUUGAAGUAUGAUGAAGAAAGCAAAGGUGAACACCUCAGUAAGAAGAAUGAAAACCUCAAACAAGAUCAGAAAACAAGAAUAAGUUACACAGAUCAAAAAACACUAGCAGAGAAGCAGAAAAAUGAGGAAUGGGGAAAUGACCUUAAACAACUGAGCCAGUCUCCUGAAGAGGCAUAUAGUGGCAUGUUUGAAACUGUUUGGAUGGAGUGUGAGGUGGAGUGGCACCAACUAAAAUGGAGGAUUCAACAGAAACAUGAAGAAGAUCUUAUUAAGAGGGAAAAGCUCUUGAAGCAGAAAAUUAAAACCAAAUUCAACGAGAGAGAAAAGGAAAAAAUACAGCAGAAGGAUGCAAUAUUAAAUCAGUUUAGCAAAAAAGGCAUUCAGGAACAAGCGAGCGAACCUGAAUAUUAUUUUGAAAGUCAGUCACAAAAGAACAGGAACACCAUGAAAGAAACCUUGGAGUCAAACUCUCUGAAUAAGUUGACUGAAGAAGAAAAAAAGCAAACAACAGUAAAGAAAGAACCGAAAGACAGGGUACAGAUAACUUUAUGGAAGGAUGCGAAAAAUGAAAAGCAAAAACUAAAAAUAAAUGAAGAUGAGGAUCUGAAGGAAAGAAAGCGAAAGAAGUCUAAGGCACUGGUGGAGGAAGUCUGCAAGAAAGAAACUGUGUUGGCUCUGGAGAAUCAUGAAACAAACAUGUUUCAUUUUGAUCUGAUGAGACCAAACACUUGUCAAACAAAAAUGGUAAAGUAUUCAGGCGAUACAGGCUUUGACAAAGCACAGCAAGAUAUACACCAAUGCACGGAGGAUGUGAAGAGAAGAAACAAACAACAUGAACAAAAUACACAAUUUGCCAAACCACAAGACAUACAAACGGACAAAAAAGAAUUAAGCAAGACAGAACAUGACAAACAAAAAAAGGAUGAGCCUAUUCCAAAGAAUGAUAAUGGCCACAUGCACAAGGAGGAGAAGACCACAGCAUCGAACAACCCACAAGGAAAAAGGUCUGCAAAUGGAAAUGUCCAAAUAAAAGAAGUGGAGACACUUUCAGGACACCAAAAAUGUGCAAUUUCAGGGAUGAGGGAAAAGGAUAAGCAUACAAAGCUGAGCCUGGAGCUGGGCCAACAACAGAUAAACACAUUAAAUGUACAGAAAGCAACAAAACAGUCAAAACUGAUACUAAAUAAGGGGUCAUUCAAUGAUCAGCAAGGACCAAAAGCAAGCAAAGAUGAAGCUCAAGAGAUAAAUAAGUCAGUAGUGAAAGAAGACAACAAGAAAACCUUUGGCUCAAAUCAGUUGCCUUUUGGAAAACAUGAGACUGACCUAAUUGAUUCUACCAAGGCUGUUGUUAUUCAAGGACAGUCUGAGAUUAUGACUACCUGCGAAAAAGAUGAAGAUGUAGGAGAUAGAGGUGUCAAGAAGGCAGAGCAAGAUCCACCUAAAAGGAAGGAAGAUAAACUGAUGAUGAAAAGAAAACAAGAGUUCGAACAUGAACAGUUCAGUGAAGCACAAAAGCAAAAUCGAGAAUAUGAAAAUGAAUUAAGAAAAACAGAACCUGAGUCACAAAAGGGUGAGACCCUAAUUAGACAGAAUGAGAACAAACAGAUAUAUAAAGAAGAUAUGAACAGAGGAAUAAAUGAUAUACAAACACAAGUGAAUCAAGAUGAAUAUUCCAAAGUAGACAGUGAGCAGGAAUUUUCAAGGAACCAAAACAAUGUAAAUGUAGAUUCUAUGGAAAAGGAAGCACACACAAUCUCAAACAAAGAAUAUACUGAAGAAGAUAAAACACUACAAAAGGGAGAUAUGAAUAAACUAAAAAGUAAUAAAGAUGUUGAUCUAAAGGAUGGCGGACAAGAUGUAAAUUUGACAAUAGCGGUGGUAAACAAGAAUAAAGAAGAUGACUUGAGUCAGAUAUCUCUAGAGGAACAUGAGAUAAGCCAGUGUGAUCAUCGCAUCCCAAAAAAGACCAAUAUUAAUGUUGAAACCUAUAGGUUAAAGGAUAGAACAGAAAAGGAGGUGAUAAAUACUGAACAAGAUUUACAUCUAAGGGCAAACAAUGAUGGGAUGGAAAAGAAGAAAACAGAAAUGGGAUAUGAAAAUCUCAUUAAAGCACAAGAACAUGAAUAUGAAAAACAAAAGGGAUUAAGCAAAAUAAAACCUGAAGAAAAGCAUGAAGAGAUCUUCGUAACAAAGCAAGAGAAUGACCAGGUUGACACAGACAGCACAGCAACAGGAAGAAACAACUCAGAAAGACAAAAAUGUCAAGAUGAAACAGAGGAGCUGUCAAAGAAAACAAAGGAGGUAAAAACAGAGUCAGAUACAAAGGAGAAACGUGCAAACAUGGACAGAGAAUAUAGUCAACAACACAAAGAAAUAUGCAGGGAACAAGUGAAUGAAACAGAGUGCAGAUCAGGAGAACCAAACCUGGCAUUCAGUGAACAGGAGCAGUUGAAAAGUAAUAAAGAUGGUAAUCUGCAGAACGCAGAACAUGAGAUGAGUAAAUCUCCAGAAGAAGCUACAGUGGAUGGCUGUAGCUUAAAUCAAACAAACACCUGUUGCCCUGAUAAUUACCAAAUAAAUGUGGCCAGCGAUACAGAUGGUAUAAAAGAUACAGAACAUAAAGAUGUGAGGAAAACUGGACAAGAUUUGCAUGCAGGGUUGAAUGGUGAGACGAGUGAAAGAAACCAAACUUACUGAAGCAGAAAGAGUACUAGGGUGUUGUACUGUGUUAGCCAUUAUGGAUGUAGUGAGAAGUCAAGCACAAUGACAACUUUUAUUGACUAAGAUUACAAUAUGCAAGCUUUCGAGGCAACUCAGACCCCUUCUUCAAGAGAAAACUCAAAGCAUGAAAAUAAAUGAAGUGAAACACAAGUAUCGGGGAUCGCUGUUAUAGGACAUGUGACUGACCCCAGAGAUGCAGAACACAAUACCCCAGACAACCACAAUAAUCUGAAGGGGAUCGGUUCAAACUGAAGGAGACAAAGACACGAUUCAACAGCUAAAGUUAUGUUGAUUUCCAGUCUGGUAAAAAGGACAUGCAUAUAAACCUCCUGAAAAAUGUGGUCAACAACUUUACACUGGAUAAGAGAAUGCUUUGGACAAAGAAGCAGGAAAGACAGAAAAAACAUCAGCGGAAGAGCCAUGCAAUGAAAAACAAAGACUGAAAAACAUUGAAGAUAGUUAAAUGGAGAGUGAGAAGCAGAAAAUGAGAAAGUCAUUGAUGAAGUAAACCGGUAACAUGUAGGGAAAAUUCAGAUCCACGCCUGCUACUUUGAUAAUGUCCAAAUACAUAAAUAAAUGUAACCAGCAAUACAGAUCUCUUUAAGAAUACAACAGAUAAAGGUCUGAGAAAAAUGGGGUAAUAUUUACAUAAUAGGCUGGAUGAUGAGAUGACUGAAAAUUAACAACAAGGAUGCAGUAAAUGAAAAUAAAAUAGAAAAUUACCUACAAAAAGAGCCCAAUGAAAAGAAAAUCAUUAUAAACUCAGGCAAAGAAUACUAAUGAACAGUGCGUGACAGGAGAGCCACAAAUAAUAUUAGAUUAAAAGCAUUUCAGUGAACAGCAAAGAUUUAACGGCAGAAAAACAAAGGGUGGAGGGCACAGCGGGUCACUAGUCAUGGAAUCCUGCAGAAAAUGAACACAAUUUGUAUCCAAUGCCUUUUCAGAAAUGUCAUAUGUGCAACAAUAUGCUGCCAUUAUUCAAAAACAGACUGACAUUAAGGUCACCUGCAAAACGAACUUAUUAGAAGAGACAUAAAUGUAGGAAUCUGAAUGACAGAUCAUGUCUUUAUGUAAGCAUGGGUAAUGGUGUGAUGAUGCACAGAGAAAGCAAACAGCUCACAGAAAUAGAAAUACAAUCAAAAGAAAAUCCACAAAUCAGGUGGAUGACAACAAAGACAAGGAGGACAAGAGCAUAACCAGAAGGAAUUUCUUAGCUCUGUGGUCUACAGAAGAGCAUUUCCAACUAAAGGGAGGGAGAAGCAGCUAAUCAAAAUUGAGAUAAGGUGGAGUGUAUAAAGAAGAAAUACAUAGAAGCUGAAUAAAGAAUGGAGUCAGCAAGCCAAAAAACUAUGCAAAGUACAAGAGAAUAAACUGGAAGGUACAACAGGACAGCCAAAGCAACAUUAGGGGAGCAGAUGUUUGGUGAGAAGCAAAGACUUAGAAUACAGAGGUGACAAACCUAGAAGCAGGACAAUUUACAUACAAAGGUUUAAAAGACAAGUCUUUACAAGUGAAUGGAAAAGAACAACUGUGAGGUGCAGACCUGACUUCAGCUCAGAAGUACACGCGGCGCGUCUCUGCCUGUUUUUUGUCUUCUUCUGUGAGAUGAAGAGGAUAUUUCUUCUGCAAUUUGUUUUUUUUUAAUUUUAUAACAGAUUUGAAAAAAUCUUUUUAAUUUCAUAUUGACAUGCUGUAAAAUGUUUUGUAUUUCUAAUUUCCUACCUUGUCCACUACUAAAAUCCUAAAUUUGGCUUCUGAUCCCCUUUGUCUACCUCUGUCACACAUUUGCUUUUAGAUGCUUACUGGCAACCACCACUAGAUCUGGCUCCAGGUACCCCCAAUCCAAGUAGGGUUUGUUUUUAUGUGAGCAUUCAUGGCCAUCAAUUUUGCAUCAGUUUUUGUCCGACCCACCCAAAUAUAAUGCAACCAGAAAAUGACACUGAGAUCUUGCACUACUCUUUCAAAAUUUGUAUAGCAGCAGCAAUUCUGACUUUGCACGAUCAAGGAAACAGAAUCCAACUUUAAACAAAAGAAAACCCAUUCAGACACUUUAUGAGAUAACGAAUCAAAUUAAACAUUAACUGUUACAUGCAAUUCAACAAAUUGCAGUGAAAUGCUUAGUUAUAGAAGCUCAAGAAAUAUAUAAAUAUUAUAAAAAACAACAAUCCCCCAAAUGCACGACAACAUCUGGCUUGGAUAACAGAGAACUGCUGCCGUCUGAUCACAGGCUUGUGGGUGGCAGAAGAUGGCCAGAGCUGCCCAAAUGUGCCACAGAUUUUCAUUUAAAGGCUUAAGCACCGAGUACAGCGGGCCCAGCUUGUUGUGUUCAUAAAUGGAACGUGAUAAUAGACGUUUGUUUAUUCUGAUGUUCCUUUGGUGGGUGUCACCAGCAUUAUAGGGUCAAAAUGAUUCAUCAUUAGAGUGCUGGUGACAGAGUGAAUCAUUUCUUAUGCUGAGUUAAUGAACAUUACCAGGGAUGAUGUAACCUAACUCCCUGGGCAGUAACAUGGACCAAUUCAGUGAGUAUUUUAAUGUCUGGAUAAUACAUUUUAGUUUUAAUUAUGAUGUGCUCAUUUUAUUACAAUUGCUUAUUCAUAUAAAUCUCCAGUCCUCCUCCUGCUUUUCCAACUCUGUCUUACCAUAUUAGAUAAAACUCCUCCAACAUAACAUAGCAUCUGAAAUAAGACCUUUUCACCAGUUCUCUCCAGUACACAAAAUGUCACAGUACUCGAACUCUCUGUGACUCGCCAAGAGAUGUUAAAGUUCAUCCAGCCUACUGUAACCACCAGGGGGAAAAUACUGGUCCCCAAAUCUCAGACACAGUAGAACCUGAAACGUUUCUGGGAUAAAAUAAAAGGUAUUUACUGAUCCAACACACUGUUACAAUAAUCACUGUUUUAAGAUCAGUUAAAUUAACAAUAAAGCAAACCAGUUCUUCCACCUUUCUUCCUCCUGUUGAGUGUUGCCCACUGCCUCCUGACUCUGACUCAGCUGAUGUGAAAUUGCAGGGCUGUUUUCAAGCCGGUCCUGGGAAUAUUUCUGGUGCCAUGCCGUGUCUUUCUGGAAGCACUUCUGGGUCGUAUAGAAAGUAGGGAGGUCCCUAAAUAGCGCCCGCUAUCUGUACCCAGGGCCCUGACAGGGUUGUACUUCCAGACUGCAACUCCUAAGCAACCCUGUGGGUGUCUCAGCUGGGCUGCCACAAGAGGGCCACUACCACCAAUUGUAUGGGGGAUAGAGUUGCUCCCAACGUCUGUCGCACAAAGUUAUUUCUUUGUUCAGCCAGCCCACUUGUCUUUCUUUCCGUUCUGGACUCCCAUCCAGGUAACAAAAUAUGCAUCUACCCCUGGCUGCGAUGCCUGCUUUCUUUUUACACUAU